AUGUUUGAGGUGGUUGCUAGAGCAACCACAGACGGGCUAACCGCAAAAAAAGUAGAAAUACCAGUAUUUCCAGGAUUUCGCUUUAUAUUUGACAUGUUCAUGCUUAAAAGCCUAUUUGGCAAGAUUUUUGGGAAGAAACUUUAUAUAAAUAGUUUUGAUAUUGCACAAAUACCGGUUGGACAACUUUAUCUUGUACGGCCAAGAUCGCCUAAAGGACGUCGAGAAUGCAUCUAUAAAGAUGCGGCAGCAAACAUAAAAAGAACGAUGACAGAAUAUCACUAUCAAUUAGUUAUACAAAGGGCGUAUGAUGAAGGAGAAGAGCAAAUUCUGAAUGAGGAUGAACAGGAGGAUGGUAUGGUGAAUUUUUUAGAGCUUAUGGAUGAAAAAAGUUUUUUAUUAGAUGAAUCAUUAAAAUUUCAUUCAUUUAUGAGGGAAAACUCGGUGGUUUAUGCAUGGAGUGAUUUAUCAGGGGAUGAGCAAGAUUUAUAUGAAUUUGUAUGUGAUUCUACGAUCCAAUCCAAUAUUUUGCAAGCAUUUGAAGAGGUUGCAUUACGAUGUAUGUUUGAAAGGAAGUAUAGAAGGUCACAUGAGGAAGCUACGAAUGAAGAUUUAAGUCAAUUCUUAACGCCAAAGUCAACAUUUUCUUCUUUUCGUAAUCCGACAUUAGUGCAAAGUCCAUUGAUUUCAUUAAAAGUUAAAGAUGAGCAAGAAAUAUGUCAUAAAGAAAAGGUAGAAGAAGUGGUAGAAGAUUCAACAAAAAUUAUAGUACAAGUAUCAGCUGAAUUGCAUUUAUUUGAUGCAGCAGACAAUGUUUUUAUACUACAGGAUAGUAAUGUUGUAGCAACUGUUUCAGAAAUAGAUACAUGGGAAUAUUGGUUGGAAAUAAAAGGAUCAGAAAGAACAUGGCUUGGGCAGCCUAUUCAUCCAGAUAUUAACCCGGUGUUUAAUUAUGAAUAUCUUUCAUUUAUUUGGAAUUAUUGUGAUAGUAGAUCACAAAUAUAUUCAUGGUUGCUUCGAUUUAGCGAUGCUGAAGUUGAAGAAAAGUUUCAAGAAGGAUUUAUGAUAGCAUUAUGGGAAAUGUUAAAUCAACAAAAAUGGAUUAAAAUAAAAGAUGAUGAGAAAGAAUAUAUUAUUGAUGUUUUUCAACAAGAUGUUAAUAUGGAGGAUGUGAAUAAUGAUGAUCCUGAAGAAGAUGAAGAAGAGGAUAUAGAUAGUAAAAGUGAUUUAUCUUUUUAUGAAAAUAUUUCAUUCAAAUUAAUUAUAUAUAUAGCUGAUAAUGUUUCUGAAGAUGAAGAAAAUUCAUUUUCAUCUAUGAGGGAGGAUAGCAAAGGAGAAAAUAGUCAAUUGGCCGUAGGAUAUAAGCAUGAUAGAUCAUUUGUAGUUCGUGGCAAUAAGAUAGGUGUUUUUCGUCAUAUGGAUGAUGAUCGACUAGAAUUCGUAGCUACCAUUGAUAAAGUUCAAACGCCAAAGGGAAAGCCAUUUCAGCCAUCUAAAAUUAUGCUCCAUAAUGAAGAUUCUGAAAUUAUAUUACAAAAUCCUAAUGAACCUCAUAAUUUAUAUCAAAUGGAUCUUGAAUAUGGAAAGGUUGUUGAUGAAUGGAAAAUUGAUGACAAUAUUUCAGUAUCAAAUUUUACACCAGAAACUAAAUUUGCUCAAAUGACUAGAGAAAAAACACUUAUAGGCAUUUCACAUAAUUCUCUUUUUAGAAUUGAUCCUAGAUUACCUAAAGAUAAGAUUGUUAAGAGUGAACAUAAACAAUAUGCUACUAAGAAUGAAUUUACUGUUGCUGCUACUACUGAAAAAGGCUUUAUAGCAGUUGCAUCUAAUAAAGGAGAUAUAAGGUUAUUUGAUAGAAUUGGUGUCAAUGCUAAGACUGCAUUACCAGCUCUUGGAGAGCCUAUAAUUGGAAUUGAUAUCUCUGCAGAUGGAAAAUGGAUUUUAGCUACUUGUAGGAGUUAUAUUUUACUUGUUGAUUGUACAAUAAAAGAAGGAAAAAAUCAAGGAAAACUCGGUUUUGAAAAAAGCUUUGAUAAAGAUACCAAACCAAAACCAAAAAGACUACAAUUAAACCCAGUACAUGUGGCAAUGAUGCAAGGACAAAUUAAUUUUACUCCUGCCAAAUUUAAUACAGGAAUGGGAGUUGAAGAAAAGACCAUUGUUACAAGUAGUGGUCCAUACGUUAUAUCAUGGGAACUUUCAAAAGUGGUGAAAGGUGAAACAGGAAAAUAUAAAAUAAGACAAUAUAUGGAUGAGGUUAAAGCCAACAAUUUCAAAUUUGGUACAGAUCAGAAUGUAAUUGUUGCUCUUCCACAUGAUGUAUCUAUGGUAAAUAAAUACACUUUCAAAAAGCCUAGUCGAAAAUCACUUUUACGAACACCUAUGAAAGAUUUACAAUCUCGUUCUAGUAUUGUCAAUUCACCAUAUUAA
Molecule: messenger RNA, 2427 nt
Organism: Pneumocystis carinii B80
Lineage: Eukaryota; Fungi; Ascomycota; Pneumocystomycetes; Pneumocystales; Pneumocystaceae
Exons: 14
Coding region: 1-2427 (808 amino acids)
Cellular component (GO): cytoplasm; nucleus
Source: RefSeq, a predicted model, not a curated record